AUGUCUCGAUCUAGGACACGGCGACAGGCAGCGUUGGCUGCCGCAGCAUCGGACGAGACCCCGACCAAGACAGCCCCAGGACCAGUGGCAGAGCAGGAGGCCCUCAUGAAUGGGAAUGGAAAUGGAGACGCACACAGCUCGCUGACAGAGAAUUCUGCUACAUCUGCGCCUCGAGAGAACAUCUUCCUCUUUGCGCCAAACCUUAUUGGCUACCUCCGAAUCGUCCUCGCCAUCACCUCCCUCUACUACAUGCCCCUCCACCCCCGGACCUGUUCGAUCCUCUACAGCAUCUCGUGCCUCCUCGACGCUCUCGAUGGCUACGCCGCGCGGUACUACGAGCAGAGCACCCGCUUUGGCGCCGUCCUCGACAUGGUGACGGACCGGUGCACCACAUCGUGCCUGCUGGUCUUCCUAUCCUCGGCGUUUCCGCGCUGGGCCAUCAUCUUCCAGGGCCUGAUCUCGCUUGACUUUGCCAGUCACUACAUUCACAUGUAUACCACGCUUGUCAUGGGUGGUGCGGAUCAGAGCCACAAGUCGGUGGAUAAAGACAGGAGCUGGAUUCUGAAUCUCUACUACACGAAUCGGACGUUCCUAUUCAUAUGCUGCGCUGCCAACGAGCUCUUCUUCAUCGCCCUCUACCUGCUCUCCUUCUCCUCCCCGACGCUGUCCCCGACCCUCCUGCAGAACCCCAUCGUGGAUAACAUUCAGGCCGGAGCCCAGGUCAACAGGACCUUGCUGCGGCAGCUCUUCACCAGCCCCUACAGCGCCGCCGCGCUGGAGCUGGCGCGUGCGAACAAGAUGGACAGCUUCUGGCCCUGGGUCCUUGCCGGUGUCAGCUUUCCCAUCAUGUUCUUCAAGCAGUUUGUCAACGUCGUCCAGAUCCAGAAGGCGAGCAAGUGGCUGGCCGAAGGAGACCUGGCAAUGCGGAGAGCCCAGGGUCUGCCCAGGAAGAAGAAGGGCAAGACCAACUAG
This is a messenger RNA of Cryphonectria parasitica EP155, 972 nucleotides long. RefSeq lists its product as uncharacterized. Gene Ontology annotation, molecular function: CDP-diacylglycerol-inositol 3-phosphatidyltransferase activity. Gene Ontology annotation, biological process: phosphatidylinositol biosynthetic process. The transcript is spliced from 4 exons. The record is from RefSeq and is a predicted model, not a curated record. Bases 1 to 972 code for a protein of 323 amino acids. Gene Ontology annotation, cellular component: Golgi apparatus; membrane. NCBI's taxonomy places the organism in Eukaryota, Fungi, Ascomycota, Sordariomycetes, Diaporthales, Cryphonectriaceae.